Messenger RNA from Rotaria sp. Silwood2, 3045 nucleotides. The record is from the annotation of a GenBank genome assembly. NCBI's taxonomy places the organism in Eukaryota, Metazoa, Rotifera, Eurotatoria, Philodinida, Philodinidae.
AUGCCUCGCUAUCGACGUAGUAAUCAAUAUCAUCUUCGAGAUACUCAAAUUGAUCCUUUAUUGACAUAUGAUGGUAUUAAAACAAAUCCAUUAUCAUAUAUUAAUAGUGAUAUUCUUCCAAUUGAUAGUAAUUCAAUUUAUUUAGCUGAACUUUAUUAUGAACAUUGGGAUAUAAAUUUGACGACGGAAGAAAUUUUUCUUCUUGACCCAUUUGUAUUUUCUGAUGAUGAUGAAAAAAUAUAUUUAAAAAAUAAAAUUCAUCCAUUAAAAUGGUUAUAUGAUUUAAUCAAAAAUGAACAAUUAUAUAUAUAUUAUUCAUUAAAACAAUGUACAUUAACACUUGUUUAUUCAUUAGUUUCAUCAAGAAAUAAAAAACCAAGUUUUAGUAUAUUUACAUUUUAUAAUUAUUGUAAAGAAAAUGAUACAACAAACCGAUUUUUUAAACAUUUAUUUGCAUUUGAUGAUUAUCAAUCAAUAUCACAAAUGAAUAAUAAUGAUUCAAAUGCAAAUAAUAUAAUUGAUUUUAUUUAUCAAGAAAUUCAAGCAGCAACAAUGAUUAAUAUUGAUAAUAAUAAUAAUAAUAAUGCCUCAUUUUUAUUUAAAUCUUAUUUAAAAAAUGAUGUUAUUCAAUUGAAAGAUCAUCAAAUAAAAUCAAUUGAUUGGAUGCUUAAACGAGAGCAAGAUUUAUCAUCAUCAAUUGUUUAUACACCAUUACAUCGUUGCCAUGAUUUAUUUGAUAAUGUUUUUUAUGUUCAUAUUAUAUAUGGUAUACCAUUACAUAUAAAUGAAAUAAAUAAUUGUCAUUAUGAACAAUUUUCAUUAUCUGCUGGAUUACUUGCUGAUGAAAUGGGUCUUGGAAAAACAAUGUGUGUACUUCUAACAUCAUUAUUAAAUAAAUGUUCAGAUUCAUUUCUUUCGGAAAAUUGUAUAAAUAUACAUCAAACAAUUGUAAAUGAUAAUGAUGAAUUUCCAGUAAAUAAAAAAUUUAAAUCUGAUGGACAAUUAUCGUUACCUUGUAUUUGUGGUAAAAUAGCAAAAUUAUCAAAAAAACAACAAUAUUCAUGGGAAAAUUUUCUUUCAAUUUGUACACAAUGUUCUCGUUCAAUACAUAAAAAAUGUUUAAUACAAAAUGAAAAUAAUCCAGAAUUAUUUAUUUGUCCUUAUUGUGAACAACGUUUAACAGAUAAUCAUCAAUUAUUAUCAACAGGUGCUACAUUAAUUAUUGCACCAGCAGCAAUUAUUGAUCAAUGGAUUGAAGAAAUCGAUAAACAUUUAGAUUGUUCAUUAAAUAUUUAUAUGUAUGAAGGUAUUGUUAAUAAAAUACCAGUACCUGAUCGAUAUUUUCUUGCCAAACAAGAUUUUAUAUUUUGUUCAUAUGAAAAUUUAAAAAAAGAUAUACAUCAUAAUGAAAUAUGUUCAAAAGAACAUCAUUCAACAAGAACACAAGUACGAAAAUAUGAAUAUUUAAUAAGUCCAUUAUUAAGAUUAAAAUUUUGGCGUCUUGUACUUGAUGAAGCUCAAAUGGUUGAUUCACCAAAUACACCAGCAUCUAAAAUGGCUCGAUCACUUGUAGCACAUCAUCGAUGGUUUGUUACUGGUACACCAUUUCAUCGUUCAAUAAAUGAUCUUGAAGGAAUAAUGCAAUAUUUAUUUCCAUUAACUAGCAUUCCACGAGAUCAGAUAUCAACAUUAUUAAGAAAAAAAGAUAAAAUAAAUGAUGUAUUUUUAUCAUGGAUCAUGAAUUUUCUUAAAUCAAUAACUCGACGAACAUCUCGUCAAUGUUUAAAUGAUUUACCCGAACAAUAUGAACGUGUUAUACGUUUACAAUUUUCUCAACUUGAAAGAACGUAUUAUGAUCGAAUAUGGAAUGAAUGUCGAGAUGAAUUUAAACGAGAAUUUCAACAUCUAUGGCAAAAAAGAGAAAAAGAAAGAAAUGGCGGAGUUUUACCAGAACAACCUGUAACAUGGACAUUAGAAUUUGAUAGUGAAAUCGACAUGGAUGAUAUUCAUUUUUUAUCAUCAACAGCUCGUAGUUGUCUUCAAACACCAUUAAUAAAACUUCGUUGUUUAUGCGAUCAUCCACAAGUUGGUGCACAUGGUGUUAGACAUAAUGAUCCAGCACUUGUUCAUUAUUAUAAUCGUUUUCAUUAUUCAUCGAAUAGAAAUUUUUCUGUUAGACGUCAAACAGAUUUAUUAGAAACAAAUUCAUCAUUGAAUAAAGAUGAUCAACCAUUUACAAUGAAAGAUUUACUUGAUUUAUUAACAGCACGUGAACUUGAAAGUGGAGAAGAUUGUCUUCGUCUUUCAUUACUUAAUUUUAAUGGUCUUGCUAGUAUUUAUCUUAUACAAUAUGAACAUGAAAUAACUCGACCUAUUAUUGAAAAUAAUAAUAAAAAUAAUCAAUAUUAUAUUGAUAGGGCUAUUCAAACAUAUGAACGAGUUAUUCAAACAGCUGAAAUUUAUAAAGAACAUUUUCAUGCUGAUUCAUUUCAAUUAGCUCAUGCAUAUUAUAAUCUUUCAUAUUCAAUUUCAUUAUUAACUAAAAAUGAAAAUUCCAAUAUGAAUAUUCAAAGUAAAUUUUCAAGUGAUGAAGCAUUAAAUGAAUUUAAUAAAAUUAAAGAACGACAUCAAACACAAUCGGAACAUGAAAUGAGUGAAGCAUGGAAAAAUUAUAAUGAUAAAUUAUUAAGAAAAAAAGAAGUUGAAAAUGAUAUUAAAAAUUUACUUAUAGAUAUAUCAACAUGUAUUAAACCAAUUGAAAAUGAAACAGUUGAUAUACAUUAUCAUGUUAAUCGUGAACGACAAUUACCAUUUACAACAUGGAAUGGAUUUUUAUUAAAAUUAGUUCAAGAAUUUGAUAAAUUACAACAAAUUCGAGAAAAUUUAUUAAUUUAUAUUGAAGCAUUAAAACGACAACCAAAUGAUGAUGAUGUUGCAAAGAUGACUGCAUGUUCAAAAUGUGGUUUAGAUAAUGAUUCAUUAAAUGAAAAUAUUUGUAUUUUUUGUGAAUGUGAAACUGUUAUGAAAAGUUAUAAUUGCAGUUAA